AUGACUAUAGAUAUAACUACUACAAAAUCAGUUGGUGGUGGUCGUGGAUCCACUGCUUUAUCAUCGUCAUCCUCAGGUGAAGAUACAAUUAAACAUGGUAGACUGGAUUCCAUUGAUGAAUCAACCCUAAAUCAAGAAGGUUGUGCUUUAACUUCAACUAUUUCCAACAGUAGUAAUAAUAGCAACGGCAAUAACAAUAAUCAUACAUCUUAUUACAACAAAAGAAGGAAAAGUAAAGCUUCUGCUGAACACUUCAACACUGUUUAUCAUCAAUAUAAUAAAUGUUUCCAAAAUUAUUAUCAUUGCUAUCAAUAUUUAAAACCAAAUUGUCAAUAUGUCACUAAUGUUAAACCAUCAGUUAAUCAUUGGCAAUUACGUGAUUUACUCAAGUUCAACCAAUUAAACAAUCAAGUGUAUUAUACUAAAGACGAUGCCAUUUAUAGCUGUGAUCUCGACAGUUUUAAUGUUAAUGAAUAUAUUAAAUUCAAUUAUUAUUCUCGUUGUUUUGAUCAUGUUGAUGAUUAUAUUGUCACAGGAGGAUUAUUAACAACUUCAUCGAAAAUGUUUUCCUUAAAUUUACAAAAUUUAACUUAUGAUAUUCCUAAUACUAUUAAUAGCAGUACUAAUUACUACAAUAAUAAUAAUAUUAAUAGUUUGUCAUCAUCUUCUAUCAGAAGAAUUUCUAAAGGGUUGUUUUCAUUUUAUAAUCCUGAAUUAAAACAAUUGAAUACGGUUAAAGUUGGUGAAAUGAUCAAUAAUGAUGUGACACUUUAUAAAUCAUCAAACAAUCAUUUCCAAUCGUACAUUUGUAAUAAUGAUACUUAUCUAUAUUGUCUUGAUAUAAAUCAAUCAGGUUUCAAAUGUUUAAAUAAGAUUAAUUGUGAACCAAACACCAGUUUAAAUAAUGUGGUUAAAAACCCUCAAUCAGAAAAGAUUUUAACUGCUACUGGUGAUUCCAGUCUGAUUUUUUUAAUUGAUCCCACAAUGGGGAAAGUGGUUAAGACGAUUGAUUCGAAACAAGAUUCAGGAUUUACUUGUGCUUAUCAUUCUUCAGGGAUGAUAUUUAAUACAGUACAUCAAAAUGGGGUUUCAUUAAUUUAUGAUCUUCGAAUGAUGAAAGAUGUUGUACAAAUCCAUUCAACCAGACCAGGUCAUCAAUCAGGAGCAUUUAGAGCUGCGAAAUUUUCUAAUGACUUGAAUGAUUUAUUGAUAAUUUCUGAACAUGUCGGUAGAGUUCAUAUCAUUGAUUUAAGAAAAUUGAAUAAUGUUGAUGAUCAUCAAGUUAUUGUUUUACCAGCAGCAUUAAAUGAAUAUAUUGAUAAUGAUGAAACUGAAGCUGAUAAACAAAGAGAACAACUGGAAUUUAAUAAACCAUUAGUUUAUGAUUAUUUAUAUGCCAAAAACAACAAACUUUUCAACACAUCACAACAUUCAUCAUCAUUAAUGUUGUCGACAUCAUCAUCGUCUAGUUUUUCUUCAACUACAUCAGCAAUGGUUAAUAUUAGUUAUUCACCAACUUCACGUUGUGAAGAUCUGUAUCAACAAUCAAGUCGUCAUCUUCAUGGUGAAUUGGAAUUACUGGGGAUUGAAUUUACUGAUGAUUCCAAAAUUUUGAUUGGUUGCCAAGAUUCAGGAAUGUUGGUAUGGGAUGUUAAUACUAUAGCCAGAAGAAGUAUCGGCAGUUGUGAUUUUGUCUAA
Candida dubliniensis CD36 is the source of this 1698-nucleotide messenger RNA. RefSeq lists its product as uncharacterized. Bases 1 to 1698 code for a protein of 565 amino acids. Gene Ontology annotation, molecular function: protein binding. The record is from RefSeq and is a predicted model, not a curated record. The transcript has a single exon. NCBI's taxonomy places the organism in Eukaryota, Fungi, Ascomycota, Pichiomycetes, Serinales, Debaryomycetaceae.